AAACUACUACCGGGUUCCUUGACGUUGGAGUCUCCUAUCCUCCACACAGUUGUUAUUUAUUUACGGUGUUGAAUAAUUCCAGCAAAUCGUUCGCUUCUCCUCAAAGCGCGUGCGUGAGCGUGGAAGCACGCUGACGUUUGUACACAUAGUAUAUAUACAACUCGCGCGCGUAACACAUGGGCCUGGAGUGGUGUGUUGAAUGUAUUAAGAACGUAGGCAGUUUUAUAUUAGAUCUAAAGUAAUUAUAAAGGAAUUAAGUUGGUAAGAUUCCAAUCUGAGUUCAGUCCGAGUACGGUUUUCACCAUGGAUGUACCGAGUCUAGCGAAUUUGCUGUUUUGUGGUAUUGUUUUGCUGGGAUUUCUUGACGACAACUGUGUUGGCCAGAAGCUUGAGAUCUCCGCCUUUGAGUACAACCGGAAAUUUGGAUCAAGUCUGGACAUCGGCCAGUGUUCGCUUAAAAUUGAACAAAUUUCUCCAGGUGUUGCUGUGACCAGGAACUGUAAUCUACCAAACAAACAGGGACCAGUGAGGAGUGUUUCCAAGGUCCUCAACGAUACACGAAACUUUGAAGUUCGCCAAUAUAAUGACAUAUUUGUGUUCAUGGGACUUUGUGAUGCCACGACAGUUACGAGCCUCGGGAUCUUACACAAAGGGGACUGCUUCGCCGUGGAGAUAGCCAGUAACCUUACCUUCAACCGUAAGACCUACAUCCGGGCAUACGUUGAGUAUUAUCGACGGAGUGUUGACAUACAAGAGGAUGGAAUAGCCUUAAAUCCAGUCCUGGCACAGCAUUACGACGGGGCAUACUACCUACGAGAUAGAAGUUACGGAAUGCUGGAGAUUAUAGUCGUAGAGAUGAAGUUCCGACACGCAGCAUCUGUCGGACUCUUGAAAAAAUCUAACUUCCAGUCGCAGUCCAUGUCAGAACAUUUAAAAUUUGCCGAACGUGAAGUCGGGCUACCAUACACCACAAAGGUUAUCCGGAUAUCCACUACUGAGAAUAAGGUCGAGAUGACCCAGUUUAGGAAAAGAGAUUUCACACAGGCUUACAAGAACGUAAAACGCUAUGAACAGGACCUCUACCGUAUCCGGGAGGAAAUGUAUUCACGGAAGCCUCAUCUCAAUUACGGAAUGCUCCCUUUCCUUCCCAAGCCCAGAGCCUUAGGACUAUCCAGUGGGGGAGAUAUGCUGACAUGGGAAACCGCUACAGCCAUAGAGAUAAUGAUCAACAGGGGCAUCACCAUAUACAAGUCCCUCAAACGGACGUGUAAUCGCGCUAAGAUUACUACCUGUAGCCUCCUGAGAUAUGUCAAACGAGAACUGCGGAGCAUUAAAACGGUUAUUCACAGUAAGAGAUCAAAAUGGAGCUAUCUUCCUGCCGACGAACAGGUAACGACCAACAAAUUGUAUAGUGGACGCAUGCGCAGGAUACAAAAGGAAAUUGCAAGAAUACGCCGAAGUUUGAAACUGUGGCGUGUUCAGCAAAGGAAAGCCAAAGCUUUAAAACUGGGACGACGGAAAAGACAGAAAAAGGCAAAAAAUCAGUCAUUUCGGAGGAAAAUGACAUCGAAGAAAAACAGAGUCCAAAUUUCGUGACGUUUACAUAAAAAUUGAAAAAAAUGGAUGUUUAUGUGUAUCUAAAAGGUUUGGUUACCAUACAAAAUGAAGGUACAAUAUUAGGUUCGGUUUGUCUCAAGUAACCACCUCAAGCGAAUGCUUUUUGGAUGGUAUCAUUUAAAUAGGGCGUGUCUUGUUACAAUGACCUUUAAAUACUGGGACAUUGUCCAGUGUCGGCCUGUGGGAAAUGAUGUGUUAUUUCUUGAGAAGGAGAUUCGUGAUACAGUGAAUCAUGUACAUAGAAAUGUACAUAUGCUUUCGGAGAAAUGUGUUUAAUACUUUUCUACCACAACUGAACGAUAUCGUCUGCAAGUUGGAUUUAUGAUGCAACGAACGAACGUUGCAUUACAGAUAAAGGAAUUAUGUUUUCCACAAGUUUCUAUAUAAUAGCUGUCUACAUGUGUGUUGGCUGCAGGAUUUUGUCUGGAGUUUGAGCAGUGACUACUUAUCAUGAAGGAAUGGACAAAAAACGAUAUCGUCCUGUUUGCCAUGUUCGUACUAAUACCAAAUUACAAUCAAUCUCGAACAACUUCGCAAUUUCGACCUAAAGUUCCAAAGGAUAUAACUGAUACAGAUACGUCCUGGAUAUCUGUCAUGACGUAUUUGUUAAGAGCGAACCAUUGGCAUAUUGACGAUAACGUACCAAAACGUAAAAAUAUCGGGGACGUAGUCUUAUCCCAAUCUUACAAAUCAUUAUUAGAUAUGCCAAACCAAGUAAGACUGACACAUGAUGCAAGAUAAAGACAAUUUUUAUAAAACAUUUCAACAUUGAUAUUCAUCAUUUCUUGCUUUUCAUGUUUCAUAAAAUUGCCAAGACUGGUUUACAGCUCCAAAGAUUUUUGUAAGAAUUUGCCCAGAUAACUUCUUACAGAGGCUUAUCUUCUCCGCCGCUUCUCUAGUUUGACGCUUACUAGGUAAACAUACCAUAGAGGCCAAAAUUAUUAAUUUCAAUUUCAUUUAUAAUUUUGAUAUUCUAUUGACAGGGGCCAGGAUAAAAAAAGCACUAUACUGUAUGGUUGGUAAUAUUGAAUUAAGGUUUAUUUUCGAUAUAUUUGCGGUUAUUAUAUGCAACGCAAAAAUAAAUCACAUGAAUAUUUGUAUCGUGAAUAAUGAUUUCCAUGGAUGUAAAUUACAUGUCUAUACAAAGGCCUAGCCUUGUUGACCUGCAAAAUGGGGACUUAAUAUCGCGAACAAGGUCCAACCGGAACAACCGCGAAGCAUCAGCCCCGCGAAAAUGAACAAUUAUACAGUAUCGGGAAACUAGUGUUUUUUAUGUACAUUGUAUAGAAACUUUUGACAUGUAACAAAUGUGUGCAUUUAUGAAGCUUAUCGACAACACAUUUUCUGUUAUUGUCAUACUCAUUCUCGUAUCAGCAACAUUGGCGCAAUGUUUCAUAAAGUGUUGCUAUCUGUGUGAAGAUGUAAAUAUUUUUUUUUGCGUUGAUAUUAAAAUAUAAUAUAUGUAGAAGGAAAAUAGUUCAGCUGCCAAUGCCAGACUCUGAUUUUUGACAGCAUAUCAGUUUCAAUUUUUGCUAUGUCAUACUGUAUAUAAAUUUUGUAAUUAUGUAUUGGAGGGAGGAUGGACAUUGCAUUCUGGCCAUUUUAACAUCAACAUUGUAUUUGAAAAAUGAAAAUAUAUGAUUUAUUAAUCAAAAGUUUAAGGUAUUUUAAUGGUUACAAUAAAUUAUUUAAUACAUACCAGGCAGUAAUCUUGUCAUGGUAUGUAUCGCAUUCUAACCAUCUCCAAGUCACAUCUGCCUAUAUUUCAAGACAAUAGAAGAAAAUGCCGUUAUAUAUUUUUAUCAAUGUAUCAAAUUCACUCUUUGGGUGUUGGGAAGGACAGAAUGCAAUACAUAGUUAAAGGGGUAUUCCUUCGUUUGAAUAAAGUUUAGGUCAAAUUAAACUUACUGGAAAAUAUUAUUUUUUCCUUGUACAAAUGUAGUAAAAGUUAAAAUCUUUACGUUAAUACGGCAGUUUUACUCUCAAGAUAAAACCAAAGUUCUUCGAGUAUUAAGUCCUAAAAAUUCUUAAUUCGAUCCGAAAUAUCACUAAUUACCGCAAUGACAUACGGUAUUUGUCUAUAAUACGCCUUUACCUGUACAUUUGGGUGUUUAUUUCAUUACUUGUAGGUUUAAACACUCAUAUAAUCAUCGUUCGGACAUAGAUUUCAUCAAUAGAAAUUGUGCAUGUUUCUGAUGUCCGAACGAAGGAAUGUCCCUUUAAUGAUUUCUUGAUGUCAAUAUUGUAAUAUUUGUAUUGUUUAAUUGUUUUUGUCAUUGUCAAAUGAAAAUGAAUUAACUGACUUAAGAAUAUUUCUAGGAAACUGAAACACUAUAUGUCAAUUAAAAUUAGUUCAGUUCCAUG
Pecten maximus is the source of this 3981-nucleotide messenger RNA. RefSeq lists its product as uncharacterized. The transcript has 7 exons. The coding region runs from base 304 to 1596 and encodes 430 amino acids. The record is from RefSeq and is a predicted model, not a curated record. Lineage: Eukaryota; Metazoa; Mollusca; Bivalvia; Pectinida; Pectinidae.